AUGGCCAUCAAGGACUUCCCAUUCGAAGCAUACUGUCGCUCAAUUGUCCGCUUUCUGGACGCCCUUGAUUAUCAAGACGACAACCUGACGCACGAACAGCGUGAAGCAGAUCUCCAGUAUGUGCACAAUCAAGCGGCAGCAUGGUUUGAGCAGCACUCGCUUCAGACGGCACUUCGUAACGUCAACCCAAAGCACAUAGCAGCCUGUACGCGGACCAUCACCAACCUUGUCGUCUGCUACCUGCCACGAGUCUCCCGCGAAGUACUGGUCGACGUGACCAUCUACUUCUCCAUUAUCAAUAUCGUCGACGAUGACGUUGUGAUUGGCGGCACCGACCCAGCACCGCGAAUGACCUCGUUCUGGCCCGACUUGCUGCAGGGCAAAGACCAGCAACACCCAUACUGGACGUUGAUGAACGCUCACCUUCCGCAAUUACUCGCUCACUACGGUCCGUACUGCGGCUUCAACAUCAUCCGUUGCACCAUUGAUUACUUUCAAGGUUGUUGGAUUGAACAGCAUGACUUCGCCGGCUACCGUGGCUCAGACUGCUACCCAAUGUUCCUUCGAAAGCUGAACUCUCUGGGUGGUGUAGUCGGCGCAUCGAUGUUUCCAGCCUCGGACUUCGAUGAGCAAGUUGUGUUCAAGGAGAUCACUUGCGUCCUCGCCCAGAUCGACAACCCAGCAGGGCUUGUGAAUGACCUAUUUAGCUACUACAAAGAGUACGACCAGGCCGAGAUAAACCUUGUGGCUAACUGGUGCGAGGUUGAUGGCAUCUCGAAGGAACAGGCGCUUGACAGGCUGACAGAGCUCACCACUCACUCCUGCACUCGGCUGCUGGAGCUUUUCAAGGACAAAGAUCCGGCAGUGUUUGCGACUGUACGAGCGUUCAUGCACGGAUACGUCACUUGGCACUUCUGCGACUUGCGGUAUCGUCAACAUGAAAUCUUCGCCAGCGCGACGAAUUCACCAGAUGCCACGAAGUUCCGUGAGUACCUUGCAAAGGCCGCGCGCUUCGGCUGGGUUGAUAUGAGCAAGUGGGCAGCAACACAGCAGAGCCCUGCGGUCUUUACACAGCUGAGUAACGGGCACGAAGUCCAUGAAGUCAAGGUUGCAUCAUAA
Molecule: messenger RNA, 1119 nt
Organism: Baudoinia panamericana UAMH 10762
Lineage: Eukaryota; Fungi; Ascomycota; Dothideomycetes; Mycosphaerellales; Teratosphaeriaceae
Exons: 1
Coding region: 1-1119 (372 amino acids)
Molecular function (GO): carbon-oxygen lyase activity, acting on phosphates
Source: RefSeq, a predicted model, not a curated record